AUGGGCUCCUCACAGUCAUACACACAGCUACAGCUGUCCGGAUCCACAGCACCAUCAACGAGCCUUCUCUCCCUCCCCAACGAGCUUCUUCUCAUAAUAUCAACCCACCUCGACCGUGCUAGCCAUGUCCACAGCUUGAUACUGAUAAAUCGACGUCUUAACCACCUUUUAACCCCCACCCUCCACACAUACGCUCACCUCCCAGUAUCAAUAUCACCAAAAGAAACCCUUACAUCUCUCCAAUGGGCUUCUAUGAACGGGCACAUACCGCUCAUACGUCUCCUACUCUCACACCCCAACAAUGCAGACAUCAAUACAGUUGCAACCCACACACGCAAUCGUCCAUCCCCUUCAUGUACCACAGCACUCCACCAUGCGAUCGCUCGUGGUGACGAGGAGAUCGUGCGGCUUCUACUGGACGCAGGUGCCAAGUGUGACAUCCAAGAUGCCUUUGGUGAUACAGCAGUUCAUGCCGCAGUGACUCGGGCAAAUAGUCUUGCGGGAAAGCGGAAACUUGCUUGGCUACCACUGCCAUUCCGCAGCUGGGAAACAGAAACACGGUUUCUUAAUUUCCUGCUUGGGUAUGACCCCCCAUUAGAUAUUGGAAACAAUAAAGGCGAUACACCGCUGCAUAUCGCUGUUUCUGGGGCAGCUCCCUGUGCCGCAACAGUGGCGGGAAUGCUGCUGGAUAACGGGGCGCAGGUAAACGUGAGAAACGGGUGGAAGUAUACGCCACUGCAUGUGGCGGCAAUGGCGGGAGUUAUUGAGGUUGUUGAGGUAUUAAUGCGGGGCGGGGCGGAUGUCGAUGCAGACGGAGAGUGGUGUCUUACACCGGGGAAGCUGGCGGAGGCGAGAGGUUUGACUGGUGUUGUACGAGUAUUGGGGAGGGGAAAGGGUAUUAAAGGCGUUUUGAAGGGAUAG
Morchella sextelata is the source of this 921-nucleotide messenger RNA. RefSeq lists its product as uncharacterized. The record is from RefSeq and is a predicted model, not a curated record. Gene Ontology annotation, molecular function: protein binding. The transcript has a single exon. The coding region runs from base 1 to 921 and encodes 306 amino acids. Lineage: Eukaryota; Fungi; Ascomycota; Pezizomycetes; Pezizales; Morchellaceae.